CAAGGGGAUAGAAGAUAUGGCUGAAUACCAGCGGUGGUUUUAAUUCAAACCCCAUGGCGAUGUAGUUCUCCAUCCAACACUAUCGUCACAGCAACUUAAGUAAUGGUCUAAAAAGCAACACUACCAGACAAAACGAUACUUUUGGGGGCGUUUCGCUGCCUGUUUGGAUCGGGAUGGUCUCCAACUGUGAGGAGUGAUCAGCGUCAGAAAGCCAGUGUGUGUGUGCGUGUGUGUACACUGCGGGGUAGCAACAGUAGGAUGAGCUGCCCAAGAGCCAUCACAGCCCGCGGGGACUGACACACACUGAAACAUAAACGUCGAUGCAGUCUUCCAGAGGCUCUCCCUCCCUGUGGCUGAGAAACCAGCAGCAGCAGCAGCAUGUCCCGCGUCUCCUCCACCGCCAAGCGCUACACUGGCCCUUCCUACAGCAGCCACUACAGCUCCUACGGCUCCUCCCUGACCCCAGGCCUUAGCUCCUACAGCGACCGGUCCUCCUACAAGUCCCCCACCUCCUCUUCCUCCACCUACAAGUCCCCCAUCUCCUCUUCCUCCACCUACAAGUCCCCCAUCUCCUCUUCCUCCACCUACAAGUCCCCCAUCUCCUCUUCCUCCACCUCCUCCUCAGGUUACUCCUCCUCCUCCAGCUAUCUGAGCAGCUCGGCCGCCCGCAGCCGCAACUACAGCACCUCCUCAGAACCUGACCGGGGUCGCACCAUCCCACGUACUGACAUCCUUGGGAGCAGCAGCCUCAGCAGCAGCCUCAGCAGCCGCCGGAGCGAGAGCCUCAGCAGAACCCCCAUCAAGAGCUACGGCGGGUCGGGUCUGAGCGGGGGGUCAGCGUACACCGGCUACAACUCUUACUCUUCUUCCUCGGCCCAGUCCAGCUACCUCUCUUCACCGUCGGCCUCCAGCAUCUCACUCAAUCGACGGAAAUCCGUCUCCCAGACUGACUUGAACAGGGACCUGGCCUCUCUGGGCCUCAGUGAUGCCUCCUCCUCUUCCUCCAGCCCGUCUUCUUCCAGCAGUGCCCUGCGGAGCUACCGCAGUCGGGCCACCGAUGUGGCCAACUCGUAUAGUGCGAGCUCCCGUAUCGGCAACUCGGGCCUGUCGCGGAGCUCUACUCAGGAGGCCCUCUCGCGCAGCUCCACCCAGGAGGCCUUCAGCAGCAGCAGCAGCAGCAGCAGAGCAUACAGCUCUUCAUCAUGGGAGCCGAGCAGCAACAGGGUGUCCGACUCCCCAACCAGGGACUCCACGAAUUCAAAGAGUGCCCAAGGCCUGGUAGGAUUAAAGAACCUAGGAAACACAUGUUUCAUGAACAGUAUCCUGCAGUGUCUCAGCAACACACACAGCCUGCGGGACUACUGCCUGCACAACUUGCACCGCAGAGACCUUAACAACAACAGCCGCACCAACACCGCCCUCAUGGAAGAAUUUGCCAAGCUGUUACAGACCAUGUGGACGUCGUCCAGCAGCGAGGCCGUCAGCCCGUCAGAAUUCAAAACGCAGAUCCAGAGAUAUGCUCCCAGAUUUGUCGGAUACAACCAACAGGAUGCUCAGGAGUUCCUGCGUUUCCUCCUGGACGGUCUGCACAACGAGGUCAACAGGGUCACCGUCAGGCCGAGAGGCUCGGUGGAGGACUUUGACCACCUGCCGGACGAAGAGAAAGGGAAGAAGAUGUGGAGCAAAUAUCUGGAGAGAGAAGACAGUAAGAUAGUCGACGUGUUCGUGGGGCAGCUGAAGAGCUCUCUAACCUGCAGCCACUGCGGGUUCUGUUCCACCGUCUUCGACCCCUUCUGGGAUCUCUCUCUACCUAUCGCCAAGAAGGGCUACGGUGAGGUGAGCCUGAUGGACUGCAUGCGGCUCUUCACCAAAGAAGACGUCCUGGACGGAGACGAGAAGCCGACGUGCUACAGGUGUAAAGCCAGGAGAAGAUGUACUAAGAAGUUCACGAUACAGAAGUUCCCCAAGAUCUUAGUGCUGCACCUGAAACGCUUCUCUGAGGCCCGCAGAACCAGCAAACUGUCCACCUUUGUUAACUUCCCCAUGAAGGAUCUCGACCUGCGGGAGUUUGCCUCGCAAAACUGCCUCAAUGCAGUGUACAACCUGUACGCAGUGUCCAACCACUCAGGCACCACUAUGGGCGGCCACUACACAGCCUACUGUCGCAACCCCAACUCGGGAGAAUGGUACACGUUUAAUGACUCCAGAGUAACGCCAAUGUCCUCCAGCCAAGUGCGCAGCAGCGACGCCUACGUCUUGUUCUACGAGCUGGCCUCCUCCUCGCGGAUGUGAAGCCUCCUGGAAGACGACGGGCCACAACACCUCUCUGACCGACGGACAGACUGAUGGGGAAAAUAAAGAGAGCUGGUGGAGCUGAGCCUAUUUUGGACUUGUGUUGGGACAUAUAUCAUACACACACACACACACACAGAUCCCCACCAGCCUGGAGGCCAGAGAGAGGAACCCUCUGGAAACCACUGAUCCACCAGCCCUGCUUUCUCUCUCACCGUCUCUACUCUCGUGUUCUGGGUGGAGGUGUGUGUGUGUACCGUGUGUGUACCGUGUGUGUACCGUGUGUGUACCUUGUGUGAGUGUGUGAGUGUGUGUGUGUGUGUGUGUGUGUGUGUGUGUGUGAGAGUGAGUGUGCAAGGCUGACAAAGGGCAAUAAUCCCAUCUGACGACCUUCCAGUAAAGCUGUCCCUCUCUAUGCACUGCGAGCAUCCUGACCGCGCCUUCGCUUCUCUCUCUUCUCGUUUGCCUCGAACCAUUAACUCUCACUUGUUGCAAUUUUGACCGUUUUUUUUGCUUUGAAUUUUGUUUUGAAUGUUUUUGGGGGGGGGGGGGGCAUCAUCAGCAGCACCCCCACUUUGGACUGUGGAGAGUGACAGUAACAGGACUGCUGGUGGUUACAGCCCCCCCCGGCCCGCUCGCUGUUCACGGCCUUCCCUUCCCCCGACACCAACACACUCCCAACGUCUCCGCCCGACAUCCCCCCCCACCUCUCGCUAUUUCUCCUACGGUGGCUGGGAGGCCGAUGGCACUGUGAGCGUGACAUGUUUCAGAGGAGGACCCUCCAAACUUGUGUUUUCUUUUCUUUUCUCCCACGUGUGGCUGCUACUGAUGUUUUGAAAGUGCUGUGAGCGGAUGAAAGGACAGUGGACUACGGAUCUGCUAAGGAGUAAUAAUAUAGACGAUAACCACGCUAACAAUCCUCAUUGUCAGCAUGAGGUCUUUUCUUCCUCUCUUGUUUCAUGCCAUUGAACAACACGGAAAGAAUGUUUUAAAGAAGAAGAAGAAAAACACUAUAUCUGUAUAUUUUUAUAUCCUGAUGCAAAAUAGAGAAUGUACUAUUCAAUGGUGCUGAAAAUGACCCAUAACUGUUUCAGUUGGUUUAUUUCCCAGGUUUCAAGAGAGAAAAAAAAUGAUUAUUUAUGCUUACAGGUGAUAAUGUGAUGAGUCACACUUUUUAACAGUAAUAUAUAUAUGUAUAUAUAUUCAUAUAUACACAUAUAUAUGUAUGAAUGAAUAAAAGUAAAAAGAA
Messenger RNA from Trematomus bernacchii (emerald rockcod), 3541 nucleotides. RefSeq names its product ubiquitin specific peptidase 2a (gene usp2a). Gene Ontology annotation, molecular function: cysteine-type deubiquitinase activity. NCBI's taxonomy places the organism in Eukaryota, Metazoa, Chordata, Actinopteri, Perciformes, Nototheniidae. The transcript is spliced from 14 exons. Gene Ontology annotation, biological process: protein deubiquitination. Gene Ontology annotation, cellular component: cytoplasm. Bases 379 to 2292 code for a protein of 637 amino acids. The record is from RefSeq and is a predicted model, not a curated record.